This is a messenger RNA of Ostrea edulis (European flat oyster), 8684 nucleotides long. RefSeq names its product lysophospholipid acyltransferase 5-like. The transcript is spliced from 13 exons. Gene Ontology annotation, biological process: lipid modification; phosphatidylcholine biosynthetic process. NCBI's taxonomy places the organism in Eukaryota, Metazoa, Mollusca, Bivalvia, Ostreida, Ostreidae. The record is from RefSeq and is a predicted model, not a curated record. Gene Ontology annotation, molecular function: 1-acylglycerophosphocholine O-acyltransferase activity; lysophospholipid acyltransferase activity. Bases 56 to 1486 code for a protein of 476 amino acids. Gene Ontology annotation, cellular component: membrane.
UCGGAACAACUCGCGUGACUUUCUGUACACAACACAACGUGAUUAGACUUAGAGGAUGUUGCUGUUGAACGAUGUCGUGAGUGUAAUUGCAUCCCAUAUUGGCACCAGUGUUGCGGCCACAAGUCUUUUGCUAUCACUUUUUAUAGGCUAUCCAGUUGGACUCCUCCAUCGUGCUUUCAUUCAUGGAAAAGAUGAAAAUAUUCACCAUUUGUUUUUCACUGCAACGGGACUUGCUGUAUAUUACUUUAACUUUGGAUUAUCGUUUUUUCACCCCAUCAUCAAUAUUGUUGUGAUAUAUGUACUCCUGCGAGUGGCCGGUGGAUCCAAAAUUUCGGUGGCCUUUGCCUUUCUGUUUAACUCGGGUUACCUAUUCUAUAGCUAUUUACAAAUAUCUAAGGAAGGUUAUGCCAUUACAUGGAGCACGCCCCAAUGUGUGCUGACGCUGAGAUUGAUAGCUCUUGUAAUGGACUACUAUGAUGGGAAAAAAAGCCAGGAUAAGUUGUCUAAAGACCAGAAAGAAAACUUCAUCUCUGACCCUCCCUCUCUGCUUGCCAUGUUAGGUCAAUCUUUCUUCAUUGGUGGAAUGUUGGCGGGACCACAGUUUGGAAUGAGGAAAUACCUGGCCCUUACAAGAGGAGAGUUCAGUGCAUUGAUGUCUAAAGAUGCUUCAAAAGAAAUGCAGAACAGUCCCCCGGCAAGUUUGGGACCUACCUUUACCAGACUUAGCCUGGGUGUAUUCUACAUUGUCCUGUUUCAGGCCGGUAACAUUCUUUUUUCGGAUGAUUUCUUCUUCACUCCAAAGUAUCAGGAAUUGGGUUUCCUGACCAAGUGUACCUACAUUCUGAUCUGGGGACAGUUGCAUUUCAGAAAAUAUGUUGGAAUUUGGCUGAUAUGCGAGGGCAUUUGUAUUUUGAUGGGACUGUCGUACAAUGGAAAGGAUGAAAAUGGUAAUAUACUAUGGGAUGGUGUGACCAACGUUAAACUAUACCAACUGGAGACUGCAUGUACAUUCCGUCGAUCUAUUGAAGCCUUCAAUCAUAACACCAAUAACUGGAUGUUUAGGUACAUAUACAAAAGGCUACAGUUUCUCGGUAACAGGUUAAUAUCGCAAGCUGUGACUCUGAUCUAUUUGGCUGUAUGGCAUGGAUUAGCAUCUGGAUAUUACAUGAACUUCUUCCUAGAAUUUAUCAUGGUCAACACUGAAAAUCAGAUUAUGGUGCUAGAAUAUAAGAUUCCUAUCUUGCACCAGAUCAACAACUCUAGUACUUUACAACCUCUCCUUUGGGCCAUAAAGAAACUGUUGGUGACAUUUUCCAUAAGUUAUGCCUUGGUCAGCUUCUGUAUGUUAACUUAUAAUCAGUAUUUACAGAUUUACUCUUCCGUUGGAUAUGUAGGUCAUUUCAUAUAUCUAGGCUUCCCUAUUGUCUACUGGGUCAUAAUGAGAGUAAUCAGAACGUCCCGGAAAUCAGAGAGUAAAUCCCAAUAGGCAAGAGAUCAACCCAAACAUUGAUAUCAGAUGACAUCCAAAGCAGCUACCUUUAUUUAUUGCUCACAAGACAGACAGCUGUUCAAGAUGGAACUAGUUAGAAUUGCCAUUUGGAUUGAAUUCUAAACUCUCACAAGAGGAUGUGGGGCAUGGAGUGUUGAACUUGUCCAUUUGUCUUUUUUCUAUCUCUCCCAAUUUUCUGUGCUUUUGUAACUUAAUCAUUUGGUCAAUUGAAUGAGCUUUGAAUAUUGUACAAUUAGGUGCUUUGAGGAUUAAAUAUCUGUGUUUCAGAAAUCAUUAUUAAUUUAAAAUACUGACUAUGUAUUUAUUUUAUUGGGAUUUAUAUUUUAGCACCUUUGAUGCAGAAAAAAGCUAGAAAUGGUUUGAAUAAAAUAUGAAGUGCUGUAACUAAUCAUUAUCUUACCACAAUAGGGCUGUCAGAGUCAUAAUGAUGUCAAUUUCUAAGGUAAUAUGAAUAGUUACAGAGUGCAUGAUUGUAAAUAAAAGUGACCUUAGCUUUUUAACCUUGAGAUAAUAACAUAAUUACAGAGCUGCAUGAUCUAUGCUUGUCCAUCUAAAUCUUUAUUAGAUGCGAUAUGUUCAGUAUGUAUAAAUCUAAACAUUUCAUGUUCACCAUGCCAGUUGACAAUUUUCAGGGGACACCUGUUGAUUUCAAGGUCCAAAGGUCAAGGUCAAAACAAAAUGCAGUGCUCCCACGAUAUAUUGCGAACUUUUGUUCAAGGCCAAUUAGGGUAAUGAAGCGGGGGUGGCAAUGUAAUGAAUUCACCAUUUCUGACAAUUCACUGAGCAGUUGAAAGAAAUUCAAUCUCAUAAAGUUAUUUGGACUACAUUCUGUGUAAACAGUUAGAUUAUCCUGAGUUUAAUUCAGUAAUUAUUAGUGAUUAACCUGAUCACCUUGUCCAGACUGUCACACUUCACCACACCGAUAUCAAAGUACAGGUGUGAUUGCUGAUGGGUGUUAGGUAAUUGGCAUUGUUAUCGAGGGUAAACUCUAUAAAAUUUGACCAUUUGUUUGUGAAAAUUAGCGGCCUAUGGUAUUAUGCAGGGUUGGCAUUAUAACGGGGGUGUUAACAUGGGAGGAAAUCUGUUCCUUAGGAUUUUCAGGUAAUAAGCGGGGGUGGCAUUAUAAUGGGGGGCAAUAUAUCGAGGGAGCACUGUAAUGAUUUACAUAUUUUUAACUUACAGAUGACAGACUUAAUUUUUAAGAUGUAAACAAAGGAUGUUCAGAAGAAGCACCUAUAUUGAUUUCAAAGUUAAGGUCAAGCUCAAAAAGAAAUGAAGUUUUGACUGUGUGAUGCGAUGCUCUGUCAGAGUAUUUAUCACCUUACAGUGUGUUAGUGGUCAUUGAUUAGAGGAAGAGGCCUUGUAAGGUCACAAGGUCAAGGCCAUGGUUACAGUGAGAAAAUGACUGAUUUUAAGACAGAAUGAUAUGAAUAUUGUUAAACCUGCUAUCUUCCUAUUUGAUACAAAGGCAUGUGAAAAUGAAACAAAGGUACUUCUAAGAUAUUUGGGCUUUAGGUCAAAAGUCAAGAUCACAGUGACACUUAUUGUUGACUUGAGCUAGUAGGAUACUAGAUGACUUUGUUUUUAUCAAUGCACAAGAAAAAGAAUUGAUUGAUUGGGGACAUGUAGUAUCAAUACUGUUUAUUUUGUAUAAUUAUCUUUAAGAGGUUUUAUCAUUUUUGAUCAUACAGUUGUUACAAGUAUUUUGUAUUGUACGUUCGAUUUUGGUGCUAGUAAAAACAAGUGGUUGAUAUCAAAAUGCAUGGAAAGAGAGAGUGAGAGAAACAACCUAUGAAAACUGAGAGAAAAUUCUACAAAUGUGGAAGUAUAAUUUAUGUGAAUUGGAAGUGAAAUCUUGAGUUUACACAGGGUAUAAAUUUAUUUUUAGGGACUGUAGAGCAGGCAUGAGGCUUGCAAAUGCUUUGUAAUUUUCAAAGUGUGAUUUUCCAUUCCUUGUAAUAGAUAACCAUUUAAAAAUGUCACUGGGAUAUGAUGUGGGCAGUCACAUGAUUGUUUGUUACUUAUAUAUGCAUUUGAGAUGAACAGGCAAUUUUUAAAAUGCGAUACUAAUUACCUACCAUACACCAUGAUAUAUGUGACAUAGUGACCUUCAACCAAAGUUCUUCUAAAUUUAGCCCAUGUUCAAUUUUAUGCAUUUUAAGAUAUUUCAGCUGAGGAUUUAUAUCUUUGCCCUUUUGAAAGUGUAUUUUUAUCUAAAUGUACAUUUCAAAUGAUCAGUUGAGAUGAAGUUAAGAUGAGGCUUAAUCAAAGAUUUAAAUGUUAAGAAUUUCAAACAGUGGUGCCAUUAAGAUAAUGAGCUAAGCUAAGCUUCUGGUAGAUUCUUGUUACACCUUGGUCAUAUGAUAUUAUCCAAUCAAUGUCCCUGUUCAAAUCGACAUCUAACGUUGUCACCUUUGAUCUCCCAGAAACCUCAUUGGAAUAUAUUUCCAUUGUUUUUACCCUUGGUAUCUUUACAGAUUGUAAUGAUUACCAAUUCCUCGUGAAUGCAUUGCAGCUGUGAAUGAUGUGCCUAUGGGUAUUGAUAAAUAAUUUUAACUAUUUGAUAAAUAUGGUAUGUCCAUUUUAACUAUUUUGGCUUUUAACAUAUAAGCUGAAUUGUAUCUGUCCUUUCCAUUGUGAUGUCAAAUGUUUUAACUGUAACGGGUGACAAUCAUGAAUGUAGUAUAUUUUCCAAUCUUGCUAGCUAAUGUUACAUGGUCUUAAUGAAGGAAUCUGACAAAUGCAUUGGUGACAGGCAUUUGAAUUACGCUGCGUUAUUGAUAAAUUUAGGAUAAGUUAAGUGUAGAGAAUAUGUAUGAAACAAAUACUAACUUGGGAUUCUCAGAUGUCAGAAGAACAGUGAAAAUGACCAAUCCCUUUACAUGUACUCUCGCAGUCAUAGGUAUUUCUUUUUGGUUUUAUGAAUAAUAAAUUGUUCGGUAUGUAGUGUUGAAAUCCACUACUCGAUUUAAGGUAAGGUUUGCAACAUUUUGACAUGUAGCGAACAAAGUCAUGUUGCAUAUCAGUAUGUUCAGUAGGAAUUUAUCUUUUAAAAAUUUACUUUUUAAAAAAAAUCACCUGUGUCAUUUUUUGACCAGAUGGGCUUAUUAUUAUGAUGUUUUACAUUUUCGGGGUCUUUGUACAAAAGGGAAUACUAGUGGUAUAAAAACUACAUGAGGCAAACUUAUGGGAUAAAAGCUGGUAGAAUUUUUAAAAAGAGUAUUAUUUAUAAGAUUACACUAAUUGGUAAAAAAAUGUUAUUUUAAAACACCAAAAAAUAGCACUUUUUAUAUCUUGAAUAAAAUUUAAAUUGGUUGCCAUGGCAACAAAAAAUGUAUAUUGAGCAGCUUUAUAAAGUCUGCAUCAGAAAUUUUUUACUUUAAACAUAAUAUUUGGACCAUAUUUAAGAAAGCAUAUAGAAUUACUACCCACCGGGCUUUGUUUCCAUGGUAAAAGAUUAAAAAGAAUUAUUUCAUUUAUGCGAUUUGUCACUUUGUUUUAUAAUUUUACAACUUUUGAAGAGUGCAUUGAGCAUUUUCAUGAAUAAGAUACAAUUCCAGCCCAAAAAUGAUAUUUAUAUUUAUUUGUCAAGUAUUGUAGUAUCACAUUUAUUAGAAAUUAAGAUGUUGAGGUUUUUUUCUAAAUUCAAUACAAUACAAUAUUUUCAAUAUCCCGGCGGGUUUUCCACAGUCCUGCUUCGUCAUAAAUUCUGUGUUACAUUAGCCUGAACCUGUCUUAUAUACUACAUCUUUGAAAUAAUCUCCCUCUCCUUGUUCCAUUCCUUGGUGUUUGUUUACAACUGUAACCUUCGUGACAAUAUCAAGUAUAAAGCCCGGUCAGUGGUGGAUCUAGAGGGAAUGGGGGGGGGGGGGGGGGGGGGGGGUAACAAAAAGUUAGUAAAAAUGACUCUAAUAAAUCUGUUUUAUGUCAACGUUAUGCAAAUGUUCCUCAGACAAAAUUAAGACUAUUUUAAGAUGUACUAGAGAAGACCUCUUUUUUAUUUUUACAUGAUCAGAUCAGUCGCAUUUUCUACAUUUCAAAGUUUAUGCGAUAAAUCGCUCUAUCAGCGCAUGUAGAUGUCACAGCAUUGAAAUAUGAAGUGCAUGUAAUUAGAGAGCAUUGUCAGGUUUAUUUUAAAAAAUGCUUGUGAAUUCCUAGCUUCAUUAAUGUCGAACCUUGUCUUUGAGGAUACUAUUUACAAACAAUGAUCGAUUAUAACAGCAUCAAAAUAUAUCCUACUUUCCCUACUGAGCAAGAUUCGCAGAGAUUACAUGGUCACAACAUAAUUUUAAUGGAAAUUAACCGUAGCGCAUACUACAUAUGUAUACAAAAAAAUUGUAGACUUUCAUAAUAUCAAAGAAAAUAAUUUAUAAAUGAUCAUUUGAGAAACAUUAUUUUGUCAUACUGUAGAGGGUUACACAUUUGACACUUGACAGCGGUAGUAGAUAACAAGUAAAUAUUAUGACAUUUUCCCUCGAUUCAACUAUGACGUGACACAUUUUUUCAUUAUGACGUCAUAAAGCACGAAGUGCACUGAGGUAUAUCCAGAGUUAUUUCUCUGUUGUUGCAAACCUUACCUUAAUCUCUUGCUGUACUAAAUAUAUGUAUAUACACAUGACUAGAUUACAUGUAGCUAUGUCCAAUGUCUGUUAAGGAUGCAUUGUGCAGAUUUUGUAAACCACAUGAUUUAUAACUAAUGAACUUUGCCAUUGGAUUUUUCAAAACAGAUUAAUUUGACUAUUGAUAGUCAUUAUCGUAACAUGACUAUUGAUUACCGUCAAUUGUUAGGUCACUGAGGACACUUGGAUGAGCUAAUGCAAUCUGUUUUUGUCUGUUUAGUGUGCAUCUGUCCUGCACUGACUCUUGAAUGAACAUAUUAAACUUUUCAGAUAUUAUUCGACCAAUAUCCAAUAAAUUCCGUAUGUGUUUGUUUUUGGUCAAGUGAACAGAAAACUGCUCAAAAUCUAGUGAACAGAAAACUGCUCAAAAUCAGAAAUCUGAACAAAGUUUUCUUUACAGACAGUGGACAUGCCUUCAUUACAUGUAAUCUUGUCAUACAUAUACCCUGCCGUAAAUGGCUGAAAUAUUGCCAUAAUGGUGUUAAACCCAAAACAGUUGAUCAAUUAUAUGUGUAUAUGUAGUUCAUAUAGUAUUAAAGGAAACCUACAGCAAGAGAUUAAUCAUUUAGUAUUGGAGGUCGAUUCAUGCGAGACAGAAAAAUAUUUAAUUCACAGGAAUAUUUUUGUAUUGUUCCACUGAAUGCUCUGCUCAUGUUUAAACUUGUAAAGCGAUUACUUUUGAAUAGUCUAACAUCCUUCAGCACAUGAUGGAAUGUAACAUUUGAUAUCCUAAUGAUUGUGGAAUGUAACAUUUGAUAUCCUAAUGAUUGUGGAAUGCAACAUUUGAUAUCCUAAUGAUUGUGGAAUGUAACAUUUGAUAUCCUAAUGAUUGUGAAAUGUAACAUUUGAUAUCCUAAUGAUUGUGAAAUGUAACAUUUGAUAUCCUAAUGAUUGUGGAAUGCAACAUUUGAUAUCUUAAUGAUUGUGGAAUGUAACAUUUGAUAUCCUAAUGAUUGUGGAAUGCAACAUUUGAUAUCCUAAUAAUUGUGGAAUGUAACAUUUGAUAUCCUAAUGAUUGUGGAAUGUAACAUUUGAUAUCCUAAUGAUUGUGGAAUGCAACAUUUGAUAUCCUAAUGCUUGUGGAAUGCAACAUUUGAUAUCCUAAUGAUUGUGGAAUGUAACAUUUGAUAUCCUAAUGAUUGUGGAAUGUAACAUUUGAUAUCCUAAUGAUUGUGGAAUGUAACAUUUGAUAUCCUAAUGAUUGUGGAAUGCAACAUUUGAUAUCCUAAUGCUUGUGGAAUGUAACAUUUGAUAUCCUAAUGACUCUGGAAGGCAACAUUUACAUCUAGUGCAUUACUUUUUGAAGGUGAUUUUAAUGUAAUAUGUUUAACUUUUCGAAGGAAAAAGAAAACAAUUGUGAUUGUAAUUUAUAACAUGAAAGAGAUAGCAGUGUGAUUUGCCCCAAGUCUGCGCAGGAGGAAGUUGUAUAUGUUUCAGACAAGGUGUAGGUUUUACAGAUUUUUGUUUAUCACAGUUGAUUCUAUGAAUUUAUAUAUAUUUGUAAACCUUAAGGAGGUUUAUUCAGUAAUUAUUUAUCUAUAUGUGCCUUAUUUUAUUAUUGAGGGUGUAUUUGUACAUGCACAGUUUUCUUAUGCCAUUUUAAAACAUCAAUUUUAUAUACAUGUACAUGCAGUGUAUACUAUUUGUACUUUGCUGUGUUUUUUCCGGAUAUAUACAUAUAAUAAUAACAUUAGUAUUGUAUAUUUCUCUGGUUUUUAAUGUACAAUAUCUUAGCUGAGUUACUAGGUUAUCUUUCCACUCCAAGGGUAAGCCUACAACUGUACAUUUUAAAAGUACCUGUUAUUUGCUAUAAACAUUACUUAUACAUGUCACUGAUUGGCAAUUUUUGAUAGAAGGUUUAAAUCUUAAGUCAAACAGCAGUUGAUGUCUUGUAAAGUUGUAGAUUCCUUGUUAUAUGCAAGUAAUUAAUAUUUGCAUUAAAAAUUCUUGCUUUCUUUUAUUUAUCACCUAUUUACGUAUAUAAUCUUACUCAUUUUACAUGAUAUAAAGUAAGUUGGGGUAAAGUAAUUUAUGCUUUUUAUUAAGCUAUCCUAGAAGUUCUUCCUAUGUGCUCAGUGAAUACAUUCUCUCACCAGAGGGCGAGUUAUCCAAGCUUUACUUGCACAUUGAAGUGAAGCUUGCAUAAUGCACCUAUGGUGAGAGAAUGUUGUAAAUAUUGUACUUUUUGGUUAACUAAAUCAUCUUAUUGACCUGAAAAAUGUCAAUACAUGUAACUAAAAAUGUUGAUAAGUCAAAUGGAUCAAUCAAGUUGCAUUUUACAAGUGGAAUUUUUAGUCCUUUGGAGUAUACAUGUAUAGCUCUUGCAAUAUUGCACCAUGAAUUAACAGCCAAAAUAAGUAUAUUUACUGGCAUACUGCAAGGAAUCUCAGUAACUGUGGUCCCCUUAGUAACCUAACAUUCCUGUUUUCUCUGUCAUUUUUUUGUUGGACGUUGUUUUUACUUUCAUGUAUACAUAUGUAUAUGAUGCACGUUUCAUGAUAAAAUUGUCAUUUGAUAUACCAGUACCCUGUGUUAUAAAUAUUUAAACAACUUAU